Molecule: messenger RNA, 4184 nt
Organism: Chara braunii
Lineage: Eukaryota; Viridiplantae; Streptophyta; Charophyceae; Charales; Characeae
Source: the annotation of a GenBank genome assembly
AGCCGACAACAGUACAGCAAGAGAGGCACGACCUGGCAGAUAUUCUACUCCAUACAAUGCGCGCCGUCAUUUGGAACAGCUCCAUGGGGGAGCUGCAUUCCCGGUCCACACUGCAGCUGCAGCACGAUCUGAGCCACAACGUGAAGAUACUUGCAGCAGCUGUCAAGGUCGCGGACAACCAAUUGAAACAGCUCGAUGCACGCAUUGCUACCUUGGAGGAAAGGCCUCCCCACGCAGCGCCAGGCUGCACGCCAGAUAUGACAGACACAACGAAGCAGCUCAAUGGGCGCAUCGAUCAUGUCGUCAAUCUCAUCGGCGACAUAGGUGUUUUCAAUGGGCCGGACACGAUCAGUAGCACGGUGGCCGCCAUCAAGACGGACAUCACCAAGCUGCAGACCACUACGAAGAACUACAAGAUGCCGCACUUCGACAUCAGCAAGUUCGACGACCACAACAAGACAGACGCUUUGGCGUGGUGGCAACCUUUCCUCACGGAAGCAUCAUGUCGCACUGUCCCGGACGACUAUCUGAUGAAGGCGUUAUACUUACAGCUGAUUGGAGGAGCGCAGGCAUGGAUGAACCAUCUAGCGGCUACCCACACAUGCACCAUCGUCGAACUUCACACGCACAUCACGUGGAAGGAGUUCGAGCAGCUAUGGUUCACCCGUUUCAUGGUCCACAACGUCGUGAAGGCGGCCAUGAACGAGGUGUACACCUGCUCUCAAGGAAGUAUGCAAACUCGAGACAAGACAACCAAGUGGCAGAAGAUAGUGACCACGCCAGGCUUCGAUUUGACUUUUCCUAAUCAACGAUCCGAGUUCUUCUCACGAUCGUGCGCAGGAUUGCGGUCAGCACUCGGUAACGAGUACGACUAUACCUCGUUCCAGGCUAUCGAGGAUCACGCAAACCUGGUCAUCCAAACGGACGACAAGGCCGCUAACGAGAAACAAUCCCAGCCGCAUUAUGUGGCUAAGCAUGGCUAUCAACGUCUGGCACAUAACAAUGCUGUAAUUUCUGAAGAAACAAACGAUCUCCACGCUGCAGCAGCAUCCUCGAGUGAUGGAGGAAUUGUAGCAGCGCUCCCGCCGAAGCGUCCUAGGAGGGUCCGGAAACCCAAGGCGACACAAGAGACGGCAUCGACGGGAACUGGUCAGCAGCCAUGGACGGCCUACAACAUCACCAAGGAAGUCUAUGAACUUCCCGGUGUCUUUGACAUCCUCGACACCAAGUUCGACAUGAUUCUAGGCAUGUCUUGGUUGCGUAGCGCCGAUCAUCCGGUGAACUUUCAUGAUCGAACCGUUCACAUUCGUGAUCGAAAGGGAGUGUCAGUCCCAUGUACGGUCACGACCCCUCACACUUCGAUUGCUUGCCACGUGGUUUUCGUUGCGAGAAUUUGCGACGCCACUGCUCGGAAUGACGUCGAGGAGAUGGGCCUUGUAUUCUUGCAUGCUCUCCCCUCGCCGGACGGACCAGCCGCGUCACCGCCGGACCCACGCAUUUCUCACCUCUUGGACGAGUAUAGAGACGUCUUCGAGGCUCCCACCGGAACGGUUCCGAAUCGGCCCAUACGUCACGGGAUCACUCUCGAGGUUGGCGCCGCCCCUCCGCGUGGAUGUAUCUACCGCAYGAGCGAAGAGGAACUCAAGGUGCUUCGCGCACAACUCGAUGACCUUCUCGACAAGGGUUGGAUUCGCCCUAGUUGCUCGCCAUACGGUGCCCCUGUUCUCUUCGUCCAGAAGAAGAACAAAGAUUUACGAUUAUGCAUCCAUUAUCGGAAACUUAACGCACAAACCGUAAAGAACGCCGGCCCUCUCCCUCGGAUCGAUGACCUUCUUGAGCGGUUAGGCGGCGCGAAGUACUUCUCGAAGUUGGACUUGAAGUCAGGCUACCACCAGAUUGAAAUCCAGCCUCAAGACCGGUACAAGACCGCGUUCAAGACGUGGUACGGGCAUUUUGAGUGGGUUGCCAUGCCCUUUGGCCUCACCAAUGCUCCCGCGACAUUCCAAGCAGCAAUGACGACUGAGUUUCGCGACUUGCUCGAGCGCAGCGUCCUCAUCUACCUUGAUGACAUCUUGGUUUACGAUAGGACGUUGGACGAGCACAUCGUACACCUUCGCGUUGUUCUGGAUCGUUUGCGACUAGCCAAGUACAAAGCGAAUCUCAACAAGUGCAUUCGUCCCUUAGCGGACAAGAUCCAAGCCAUCGUGAAUUGGCCGGAACCCCGUUGCACGACGGAUGUACGCUCUUUCAUGGGAUUGGCUGGAUACUAUCAGCGAUUCGUCGAGUCAUACUCGAAAGUGGUUGCUCCUUUGUUGAGACUUCAGUCCCCGAAGAUGCCCUUCGAGUUCGACGACGCAGCCCGUGGCGCGUUCACUACGUUGAAGGCAACAAUGCAAGCCCCACCUGCCCUCCGUAUAUAUGACCCCACCCUUCCCACCCAAGUGACUACGGACGCUUCGGGAUACGGUAUUGGUGCGGUGUUGGAACGGUGUCACGAGGACGGUUGGCACCCGGUCGAGUACUUCUCCCAAAAGGUGCCUCUCGUAAACACUCUCGACGACGCUAGGAAGAAAGAGCUACUCGCAUUCGUCACCAUUCUCAAACGGUGGCGCCACUUUCUUCUCGGUCGUCGGCGUUUUAAAUGGAAUACGGGCAACAAUCCGUUGACCUUUUACAAAACGUGGGAUACGGUCACUAGCACGAUCGGUCGAUGGAUGUAUUACAUCAACCAGUUCGACUUUGACCCGUGCCACAUUCCCCGUCCCGCCAAUCGAGUUGCGGACGCCCUCUCACUACGGCCCAACUUUUGUGCCAUUGUGACCACGACAUUCGACCUCGAUGACGAUCUCCAACCGCAUUUCGUCAAAGGCUACAAGUCCGAUCCGACUUACUCUACGCUUUACGCGGAAUUUUCAUCGGAUCACCCGCCGGCUAGCCACUAUCCGAUUUCCGACGAGUUCCUUCUCCUUCACACAAGAGGAAAGGACUUGUUAGUAGUGCCCCAAGAUCGCAUCUUACGGACUCGUCUUCUCGGCGAAUUCCACGACGCACGACUUUCGGCACACCUUGGCGUGAACCGCACACUAGCACGCCUCCGCCAGCGUUUUCACUGGCCCGACGCCCUUCAUGACGUCACGAGGUACAUUGAGUCAUGUGCAGUUUGCCACCGUAACAAGGGUCGAUCUCGAGUCCCCUUUGGCGAACUGAAACCGUUGUCGAUUCCUCGGGCACCACGCCUCUCCAUUGCUAUGGACGUGACAGGCCCGUUUCCCCGCGAUCGACACGGCCAUGACGGGAUUCUCACGGUCGUUGACCGUUUGAGCAAGUAUGCUCGCUUCCUUCAUUGCAAGUAUCAUGCUACAGCGCCCGAGCUCGCACGACUCUUGCACACCGGUUGGAUUACCAACCAGGGUGUUCCGGAAGACGUAGUGAGCGACCUAGAUACUCGCUUCAUGUCGGCUUCUGGACUUCCCUCAUGGCUGAGUCCGGCUGCCGACAUAGACGUCCCUUGCUCUCCCGCUUCCGUUCGGAAGUACCGGGACUUGCUGAUCAAAGCCCGCGCGAAUAUGCAAAAGACUCAGAUCCGCAUGCAGCAGCAGGCUAACCGACGUCGACUUCCAUGUCCUUUUCGCGAGGGAGACCUUGUUUGGGUCCUCUCCGAGGAAUUUGCGGUCGAGCAGGACGUUUCGCGCAAACUCCUUCCGAAAUGGUUCGGACCAUGGGAAGUCACUUCUGUCGUUGGAGACGACCCCGCAGGUCCUUCCUUUGUGGUCAACAUUCCUCCGCACCUUCCAGUGCACCGGGUCUUCCACGCGUCGAAGCUGGCCAUCUACACGCCACCUUCCGCCGACGAGUUUCCCGACCGUCGAUCACUAGAUCCGCCUUCUAUGGACGGACAUCACGAAGUCGACCGAGUCAUCACGCAUCACAAGUAUGGCAACAAGCCAAUGCAGUACAAAGUCACAUUCAAGCAAUGUGCGCCGGAUGACACUCGGUGGAUCUCCAGUACACAUUUGCAGACUUCUGCACCCCUUAUCUUCGCCGAUUAUGAGAAGCGACGCCUUGCUAAGGAAUCAGCUCGUCCUGCCCGACCCACCCCGGUAUCGGACAGACAACUUCGCCCUCGCAGGUAGCUCGGUCUUUUAAGAGGGGGCGUGUGUUACAUCUUCGAUGCCACACGGGUC